Molecule: messenger RNA, 402 nt
Organism: Gryllus bimaculatus (two-spotted cricket)
Lineage: Eukaryota; Metazoa; Arthropoda; Insecta; Orthoptera; Gryllidae
Source: the annotation of a GenBank genome assembly
AUGUUCUUGCGCCGGCGCCUGGGCAUGGGCUACCGCCUCGUGCUCGACGGGGAAUCGUCUACUUCGGGUACAGAGCGCGGAACACAAAAACCUCAACAUGUGACGCAAGCACAAAUUGACUCAAGAUCGACAGAUUCGGCUACAUCCACCGUUGGUGAUAAAGCUGAAUCCACUGGGAAAACAGGAACAACGUUUUUAAGGCCACCAGAUCCUUCCAAAUUUCGUGAAAAUCAAAGAGCCUCCUUGAAAACUGGUCUCCCUGCGAUUUGGGGGCGGACGUCAAUCCUACAACUUUACCUAAGGCAGCUGCGAGCCCUGCUGUUGAAGCGCUUUCACCACACGCGCCGCAGCCCCAAAGUCCUCUUCAGCCAGGUGAACUCGCAGAGCGCUGGAAUUGUUGAC